AUGACGGUUUCGAAGAACCAGAUCCCCGCCAUCUACGAACGGGCAAUCAAAAAGUACCAGGAGAUCACCGACGAGCCGUUUGACGUGCAAUUUCUUGCCAAGAUUCAAAAUGUCGAGGAUCUAACCAAAGAAAUCGACGCAAGGAACAAUAGCUUCCGUGAAUUUCGUGAGAAGAGGGGCGCAAUUUUCGAGGUUCUCAACGCCGCAAUGAUCCCGGUGCAGUUGUUCGGCAAUUUGGCAGCUGGCGGUGCCUCCAUGGUCUUCCCGCCGAGUAGCCUUGUCUUUGGGGCCGUCACCUACUUAAUGGGUGCUGCGAAGGGGGUGUCUACCUCCUACGAUGCGAUCCAAGAUUUGAUGGGUACACUGAAGGUGACUAGGGGAUCCACCGAUAAUUGA
This is a messenger RNA of Aspergillus oryzae RIB40, 396 nucleotides long. RefSeq lists its product as uncharacterized. Bases 1 to 396 code for a protein of 131 amino acids. The transcript has a single exon. The record is from RefSeq and is a predicted model, not a curated record. Lineage: Eukaryota; Fungi; Ascomycota; Eurotiomycetes; Eurotiales; Aspergillaceae.